Messenger RNA from Erinaceus europaeus (western European hedgehog), 4816 nucleotides. RefSeq names its product ETAA1 activator of ATR kinase (gene ETAA1). Bases 116 to 2821 code for a protein of 901 amino acids. The transcript is spliced from 6 exons. Lineage: Eukaryota; Metazoa; Chordata; Mammalia; Eulipotyphla; Erinaceidae. The record is from RefSeq and is a predicted model, not a curated record.
UAGGCCAAUAUGGCGGCGCCCUUUGGCGCUGCGAUCUGCUAGAAAUGUCGCUUCCCAACUGCUCCCUUUGCAAAAUGUGAAAGGAGAAAACGGCCAGCGGAGAGGGAUCUAGAUAAUGAAUCGGAGAAGGAAGCAUGGGGAUUUCUCUGGCCUGAAGAACACGCCCCGCAAAGCAGCGGCGGCUGAGGAAUACAGCUCGGUGGCUGAGCCUGGGAAGAGGAGGCUGAGGUCGGCCCGCAGCUCCGCACUCGCCGGGCCCGGGGCGGGCGAGGGGCCAGUGCCGCCCGGGCCAUGUGGAGAGCAGCCUCCGCCAGUCGCUUCGUGCAGUAAAAGUUACCCCGAGGAAAAAUAUGAAACUCCAGAGCGAAUGCUGAAAAUAGAUGUAUUGUCAUCUGCCUUCAGUUCUCCUAAUGAUCCAGAUGGACAGAAUGACAUCUUUUGGGAUCAGAACUCACCAAUGACAAAACAGUUAGGCAAAGGAAGAAAAAAAAAGAUUUGCAUCACAGACAGUGAUGAGAUUGCACAUAUUGUUAAUCGUAUUGCUCCUCAGGAUGAAAAACCAACAACAAACUCCAUGCUGGGUGUGUGGAUUGGUGCAACUGCUAUUCCCUGUACUCCUAAUGUAGCAAAAGGAAAAUCAAGAACAAAACUCAGCUGCACAAAGUUAAAAACACAAAAUCAAGAAGAAGAACUUAUGAAAUUGGCCAAACAAUUUGACAAAAAUAUGGAAGAACUAGGUGUGAUUCAAGACCAUGAAAAUAUUAAUCAUGAUUUUAUCCAAAUGACCUCAGAAACAGAGCCAUUAAAUAAUUACAACAAUAACGUACAGAUACAAUUAUCAUAUGAUAUGGUUCCUGAAAUAGACAAUGCUGUAAUACAAAGUAAACCAAGUAAAGAGAACACCAGAAUACCUGUGGCAGAUGAUCAGAAUAUCAGCCAGAAACUGUUUGAUCAAAACGCUGAAGCAGCCUUAAACGCCAUUUUUGAUGGGUCUACUCAGAAAUGCAGUGGACAGUUAAGCCAAGACCUGUCACAUGCAUUUUUGAACACCAAUAAUACUACUAUUGUAAUGAAAAACUCUUUAAAAGAAGAGAAAUCUACUACUAGAAAAAGUCUGGCCACUCAAAAGCUCCCUCACAAGACCCCAGAGUCACUUUCUCAUCAACAAAGUACUCCUGUAGUGACAAAAUCAUGUGUGACUUCUGAUACUGAGGAGGCAAAAGCUUUGAAUAAACAUACUGAUAUAAAUUGUGCCAGUGAUUUUGAGGAUGAUUGGGAAAACUUACUAGGUAAUGAAACUUUUGUUAUACAAAGUACCAAAAUACCUGAACUUUCUCCUGUUCCUAAAACAUUCCAGAUUGCUGAUCAAAACAGAGCUUAUACCUUCAACAGGAAAAGUGAAAAAAGUAGCUCAAGAACUAAGACAAGUCUAGAAGCUAGAUUAAUAGGUUCGAAGAUUUUACCUGACCUUCCUUCAGCAGCACAUACCAGUGAAUUAAUAGAUGCUGGCAAGUGUAGAUUUUUAUCAAAUCCAAAUAAUAAGGCAAACAAAUUGCUAUCUACUGUAAAUGAAUUGAAAUUUGACAAAUCUUUGAAUAAAAUGAUUCCUGAAGACAAAUUUCAAGAUUCUACAAUUGCAUCUAGUCUGACAAACGUAAACGAAGAUAACCAUACUGAAUUUACUUCUAAUGCAGAUCCUUCUGAAAAGAAGUCCACUUUGUGUAUAGGAUAUUCUAAUGAACAAAAAAGCAAGUGUGUUUUAAAUCGGUCACUUAAAACACCUGCUAAUAAAGAUUCUUUUGACUUUUCAACUUUGGAUAAUAAAACUAGUGUUUGUCACCCAAAUCAGACUCAUGCAUCAAAGUUAGACUCUUUCUUUGAUGACUGGAAUGACCCGUCAUUUGAUAAUGAAAUGUUUAAAACAUGUCAUCAAUUAGAAAAUAAGUGGGAAGUCGAUGAUGUAGAUGAUGAUUUAUUAUACCAAGCAUGUGAUGAUGUUGAAAAACUAACUCAACAACAAGACAUUGAGGACAGUAAGACAUCAAAAAAUAUGCUUGAAAACAAUAAUAGUUACAUACAUGGAACCAAAAAUGUGCAUACUACAUCUGAACAAGGAAGUCAGUUAUUGCAAUCCAAUCAUUUGAAUCUGGGCAGCAUUUUUGAGCAAACAUCCUUGACAAAGAUUUCACAAAGAGGUAAAUUGGAAAUAGAGAAAAAAGAAAUUUGUGAAAACUCUUCAAGUAUAAGUGCUGUGACUAAUAUGACUAUGAACUCCAGUAAUAGAAAUUGUCAGACAAGUAAUUUAACCGUUUCUUGGAAUAACACUGAUGAUCUAAUACAAAUGGACAAUUCCAAAUCAGUUCUUAAGGGAAGUUCAAGUAUGAGUGGGAGUUUAGAUAAUUUCAGUACAGAAAUUGCAAUUUACAAGAAUAAUUUGAAUACCCAGCAUCUCCCCUAUGGGACAGCAACAAGUGGAGCUCAGAAUAACAACACAACAGUCAAAAUCUCAAAGUAUACAUUUACAAAGAUAAAAAAUGCUCAGACUCUUUCACAAGUUAAUCAAAGCCCUAUAAUAGAAAGUACUUCUGAUACUAAAAUUACACUUGGUUUGGAGAAAAAUAAAACUGUCAACACAUGUGCGGAGGCUAUUCAACAGAAAUCUUUGUUAAAACAUUCCGAAUCACUGAAACAACCUUCAAUAGAAGAAGAAGAUAAAAAUAGGAAGUAUUCUCCUGAAGAAAUUCAAAGAAAAAGACAAGAAGCUUUGGUUCGAAGAAUGGCCAAAGCACAGGCAUCAUCUAUAAAGACAACUCCCAAUUAAUGUGAUUUCUUUAAUGAAAUACUAGUUUGAAGACUUAACAAAGACAAUUGAUAAACUAUCUGUGAUAGGAACUAUUUUCUUGAUUUCUCUGUGAGAAAUUUAAUGCUGAAUUUUAAAGCAUGGACUUCUACUUAAUAUAAUUAAUCAAUGUUUGCAAUCAUAAAUGAAGGAUUUCCUUGGAGAUACAUACAUGGAGUAGUUGCACAUAAGUUUGGGGAAUUUAGCAAUUGUGUACUAAAACUAUAGAAGAAGCUAUAUUUUAAAAUUUAUGAUUGUACAAGAUCUUCAAAAAUAGGUAACCCACUUAAUUUUUAUUGUAAUAUCUUUUUGCUUUAAUGCCUCAAUGUACUGUUAAUAGGAUGCUUUAAAUUUAUUUUCAGUAAUAGUCAAAGCUUUUCUGCAUUUCUAAGUUUUGAUUAUUCCAUGUUGGAGCACAGUUAUUGGGAAAUAAAGUGCUUCAGUUGGUAAGAAAAUGACUGUUUUCAAUAACUAGCCUGAAAUGUUAAAAAUUUGCUCUUUCUGGAAUGUGCAUUUUGGAAACAUUCCACCAAGUUUUAGGGGAAUUGCUGCUUUAAGAGCCCUAGUUUAGAAAUAAGAAAGUAAAUUGACUGUAUAGGUAGUGUAGCAUUAACAUUUAAAACUAUCACAAGCUUCAGGUAUCUGGUCCAGAUUUUUUUUUUAUGCAUACAAAUCUUUAUUUUCACAGAUAAUUUCCCUGUUAAAACAUUUUCAUCUCAAAAUUGGUGUUCCAAAGCUCAGAACUGGAUUACUUGGCCCUUUCUCUUCUUAGCUCUUCCUAGUUCAAAAUGCUUGCAUCUCUUAAUGGCCAGCAUCCUCUUGGACCUGUAUUUGGGUUCAACACCUUCAAGCCUAAGAACAAUCUUCUUUGUGUUUUUGGCCUUCUUCCGGAAAAUUGGCUUUGUUUGCCCACCAAAGUCAUUCUGCUUGCAGUCAUAUCGUCUCUUUCCCUGGGCAUACAGGGAAUUGUUGCCCUUCUUAUACUUGGUCACUUUGUGAGGCUGAUGCUUUCCACACUUCUUGCAAAAAGAUCUUCAGGUUUUAGGUACAUUGACCAUCUUUGCAAUAGCCUGUCUAUAUGAUGAAAAUAGGCAACUGAGCAGCUGAGCAAGGACUCCUAGCACUCUGAUCCCUGUACAAAGCAGGUUCCUUUGAGACAUAGUUUACUGUGGCUGAAAUUUAGCGCCCAAGUUAGCGCUCGUCUCUGCCAGCGCUUCUGGUCCAGAUUCUUUAUGAGAUAGGUGAGAAAAAAUCAAUACUGUUACUCUAAAAGUAGGCAAAUUAAAAUUGCGCUGGGAUUACAAUUAUUUCUUCAAGUACCCUGACAAAUAUACCAUUUGCUUCAGGGUAUUAAUUAGUAUGUCAAGUAGCUUACAAGAGCAUUAGUUACUUUCUCAUAUAAAACUAAAAAAAAGUGAAAGUUCAUUAAAAGCUGUGUGAUGGUAAUGCCCAUAUUUUCCUUUUAUUAAAGAAGUCACCAUUCCCAGAUAUAUAAAUGAGAAUCUUGCUUUUGAGUUUUCCAGUAACUGUAAUCAUUCCUUGGUUAAUUUACUGAGUUUACUAAUUUGUUCUCUAUUAUUUCCUCCAUCCUACCCCACCCCCAAUUUCCUCUGCUUGGAAUUUGCUAAACCACAAGUAGAAAUCUAAGUCAAAGCAGCAGAUAUAAAGCAAUAAAGAUGCUCUAGUCAUUUAAAUUAGUUUUUGUAUACCUGAGGAAAAUUAUAGUUGCGAAUUAUCUACCAUGGUAUAUUCAACUUUUCACGUGCCUUAGAAAAUCUCUCUCAGGUAUCUUAGAAUGCCUUCUUAGUGGGUGGCUUAUGCAUAAUGGUUAUGUAAGUCUUUCAUGCCAGAGGCCCUGAGGUGUCAGUUUCAAUCCCCAGCACAACCUUAAAUCAGAACUGAAAGGUGCUCUGGUGUCUGUAUAUCUUAACCUCUGCAUUUAUCUCAUUAAAAUAAAUAAAAUAUUUUUUAAAUUUG